AUGUCUACAUUACUUAGUUGGCAAGAAAUAAUCAUUACAAUUCAUAAUCCAUCACUUAAGACUUAUCAAAAACUUCAAGAUAAAUAUUCAACAACUUUGAACUGUCCUUGUUUAAUUAAUACAAUGUCUUAUAAACAGUUUAUAAUCGCUGAAACAACGAUGCAUCAAAUUUGUUCAAGUGAUUUUAUUAGUGAACAAUGGAUUCAUGCUCUUUACAUUCCUGAUGCUAGUCGUUAUAGUGCCAUUGAUUUUCGAACAACGGCAAGUUCACAAUUCGAAGUUUUAAAAACAUUAUGUGUAUUAGCACGUGACAAUAUUUUUGAUGCAUUAUUUAAUUUAAAUGAUACACAAUUGUUCUCCAGUAAUUUAUUACCAGAAAAACAAAUCUGUACUCAAACUAACAUCAGCAGUGACAGAAUUCUACGUGAUACAAGAAUACGUUUCAAUAAUGCAUUGAAAUUAAUCGAAUUAUCAACACAAAGUAAUGUUAUUUCUUCAGCACUGAAUACUAAUAUUGUCUAUUCUGCAAGUCGUUUUGCAACUUUUCAAACUUAUAUGUAUAAAUCAAGUUAUACAGGAUGGUAUUGGACUGAAAAUAAUCAAACAACGAUAUGUGUUUGUCAGAUUAAUACUACAUGUACUGCACCUGCUGGUUUCUAUUCUUUUGCCGAUAAGAACAAUUUUGACCUUCAUACGAAACUGGUACCUCAACAACAUCAUGCCUCCGAUGUAGUACCUGGUUUUGUGGGUUCAUGUACACCGUAUGAAGCUGUUAUUGAAGCAAAGUUUAUUUGUCUUUAUGAUAUAAAAUGUAUUAAGAAAUUAGUUAAUUACUUUCCACGACUUGCUCAAUUAAUUCCUACAAUUAAACUUCUAAAUGCUUCAAUAAAAAGUAAAUAUCUUCGAAACAUAACUGUUAGUCAACUAAUUCAAGAACUUUUUCUUGAACAAUGGAAUAUCUCCAUCGAUUAUAAUCAUUACUAUACUGCAUGUGCUCCAAAAAUGUGUACUUAUUCGUAUAGAAAACAAGCUAAUUUUGCUUAUACGAUUACUAUGUUUAUCAGUGUCUAUAGUGGAUUGCAGACUAUUUUGCGAUUUAUCAUUCCAUUAAUUGUCAAGUACAUUUUAAAAAAACGACCUGAUAUUAUCAACAAUAAUACUAUAAAUGGAACAGAUACAAACAGUGUACAAAGAUCUGUAUUCCUUCUAUUAUUAUUCACAACAAUAAGUGAACAAACAACUAGUGUAACUUAUGAUCAUCCAUCAUAUACUGUUUAUAAACAACUCUAUGUGAAAUAUUCAGACAAACUUAUUUGUUCUUGCUCGAAAAUCACUCCCAACUAUGGAUCAUUUAUUAAUAUAACUCCUAUAUAUCAUCCUGUAUGUUCAAGUGCAUUUGUGAAACCUAUAUGGUUAGAUCAAUUAAGAUUAAUGAAAGGUGUAAUGUUUGCCAUGUCCGAUUGGCGAAUAAUGUCACUUGGCUAUUUCCAAUCCUUAGCUGCAUUAUGUGAAUUAGCUCAUAAUACUGUAAAUAAUGAUUUACAAGCAUUUCGUACACGUACUAUAGUUACAACUCGAUUACUCAAUGAAGAUCUACUACAUGGUGAAAUCAAUAAUACAUUGAAACAAUUAAUUCAUUCUAUGCAAAUUGAAUUCGAACGUGUCAAUAAUAUACUUCGAUUACUUUUUCAAGUUAAUCAAUAUUUUGCAGGAUCAACCUAUAAUGGACAACUUGAGAUAACUUUUCAAUCUGAUGAAGAAAAUCUCAAAAUCAUCCAUAAUUUUUCUCGUCCUGGAAAUAUAUUUCAAGACGCAAAAUGUUUAUGUGCUUUUCAUGUCGGUUGUGGAGAACCAAUGGUAAUUGUUAGUUCUUCAACAACGAUUACCGUACCAGGUUUUGUAUGGCGUUGUUCAGCAAUGGAUUCUAUUCUUUCUUCAACAUUGCAAUGUUUGUAUUCUAAUACAAAUUGUCUUCAAAUUAUUUUACUUCGUUACAUUAAUUAUACAAAUACAGCCGUUCCUGUUCCACCACUUAAUGUUUCUCAAUUAUUUCGAACUUCAAUUAAUUCAACUGUAGCCACACUAGCUGAUAAUCUAUUUGUAGAAGAAUGGAAAACAUCAUUAUCUUAUAUACAAUAUUUUAAUAUGUGUGUUCCAAGUAUCUGUCAAUACACAUUUGUUAGACGUGCAAAUUAUCUAUAUGUCAUAAGAAUGUUUUUAACUUUCUAUGGUGGAUUAACACUUGCAUUAAGUUUAUUAGUUCCAUUAAUAGUGAAACUUAUUUUACGAUGCCGACAUCAAAUAAUAACUAAACAAGAUAAUAACAGAGAACGGAUAGCAAUAAUUAUUCGAUUUCGUACUUUUUAUCAACGUCUAUCUGAAACUUUAAAAACAAAAAUAACUGAUUUUAAUAUAUUUCAAACAUAUUCAUUUGGUCGACAUGUUGAUCAGAUUACAAGAAUACGACUUGGUCGUCUUACAACUAGAUUUUACAUAUGUUGUUAUGCUAUUGGUCUUACAAUACUUAUUUUGUAUACUUCAUUUGAACAACGAACUGUAACAACAAAAUUUUAUAAUCCUUCAUUAUUUGUUGCUAAACAAUUACAAAGUAAACAAAUUGGUACAGUGGAUUGUCCAUGUAAACGAGCAUCUAUACCAUUGAAUGAAUUUAUUAAUAUUCAAACACGUUUUCAUCAAAUAUGUACAAGUACGUUUAUUAAAGAUGAAUGGCGUGAAUCUCUUCUAGUUGAUUUUGAGAAUUUGACCGACUUUUUACGUAUAAGUGAUUAUCGUCUUUUUCUCUCAGCACAUCUACAAUUUCUCUCUGGUCUAUGUUAUCAAGCAAUUAAACAUGUAAAUGAUACAUUACGUUCAUUUACAUCGAAUUUUCUUAGUACCAGUCGACUUCUUUCUCAAUCAUUGUUCGAUAAACAAUUAUCAAACUUAACAUAUCAAACUGAAGCACACAUACCUGCAUUGUUUGUUCGUGCAUUAGAAUCAGUUCAAGCAAUCAAUCAUGGCAAUGUACUUAUGACUGUUUAUGGAAGUAAUUAUAAAUUUGUCGCUCGAAAUACUCGUAAGGGUUCGUCAACAUUAUUAUAUACAUUACCAACAAUUUAUAAUGGAUCUGAAAAUUGCUCAUGUGAAUUACAAUCAAAAUGUCUUUCACAAGCAGCUUUUACUUGGCCUCAUUAUGUUAAAGUAAAAGGUCUUUUAGUUGGAUGUUUACCAAGUGAAUCAUUCUUAGCUUCGACACUCGAAUGUUUUUUUGAUAUUGAUUGUAUCAAUAUUAUUCGAAAUCAUAUGUCUGGUAAUAUUUAUCGAACUCGUGCAAAUCCUCUCAAUACGAGUUCUAUAAUUCAUUCACGAUAUCAGAUCAAUACAACGGUAAAUGAUUUAGUGAAAAACUUAUUUAUGGAACAAUGGUCAACAAAUAUAUCCUAUGACCGUUAUUUUUCACAGUGUGCACCAAAUAUUUGUACGUAUUCAUAUAUUGAUAAUGCAAAUCCAUUGCAUGUAGCAAGUACUUUGCUUGGUUUAUAUGGUGGAUUGACAGUAGUAUUAAGUUGGUGGUGUCCACAGUUCGUCGAACUUAUUCAUCGAAUUCAAACUCGUUAUAAAAACAAACGUCGCAUUGGUUCUAUAUCUAGCGUAUCGUAA
Molecule: messenger RNA, 3660 nt
Organism: Rotaria sp. Silwood1
Lineage: Eukaryota; Metazoa; Rotifera; Eurotatoria; Philodinida; Philodinidae
Source: the annotation of a GenBank genome assembly